Molecule: messenger RNA, 1934 nt
Organism: Malus domestica (apple)
Lineage: Eukaryota; Viridiplantae; Streptophyta; Magnoliopsida; Rosales; Rosaceae
Source: RefSeq, a predicted model, not a curated record
UAGGCAAAAGCAGCGUGUGUGUGCGAGAGAGAGAGAGAGCGAGAGAGAGAGAAACGCCUUCACACAGAGACACAUCCACCGAUCCAUAGAUCUGUGUGUGUUUCCAUCGAUCUGUGUCUGUGUUAUCGUAUGCAAUAGAAUACCUCAAUGCCUUCACAGAAGCGUUCGUCACCAGAGCAGCACAGCGACGAUGAAGACCAUCGCCACCACCAACGACCCAAGCAAUCUCGACCGCAAGAUGAACACCAACUGCUGCAACAAGAAGAAGAAGAGGAAGAAGAAGAAGUAGCAGUAGAAGAAAAAGAUGAAGACGACGAACACGAUGCCGAUUCUGAUGCUAGCGCAUCUUCUACUUCUCAAGAAACUCCCGAAUUAUAUUCAUACAACUGCCAGAACUCCGUAAAGAUGUACACUGUCCAAUAUGUCUUGGAAUUAUUAAGAAAACACGAACUGUAAUGGGAUGCCUACACAGGUUUUGCAGGGAAUGUAUCGACAAGUCAAUGCGAAUGGGGAACAAUGAGUGUCCUGCUUGUCGCACACACUGUGCAAGUCGGCGUUCAUUGAGAGAUGAUCCAAAGUAUGAUGCCCUAAUAGCAGCUUUAUAUCCAGAUAUUGAGAAGUAUGAGGAGGAGGAAUUGGCUUUCCAUCAGGAGGAGAGGACUCGGAACGAGCAGAUCCAAGCAUCAAUUGCCAAAGUUUUUGAACAACAAUCAGAAGCUCUAAUCAAGAGACGCGCAUCUGGAAAAGAUACACCAGAUUCGUUUCCUGUGAGACCGCAGCGCAAUAGUCGGAGUUCUGUUUUAAGGAGACGGAACUCUCGAGCCACUGAUAUUCAAGGAUAUAAAGACAAUGAGGAUGAUAAUGACAAUGACAAUAAUAACAUGGGCAAAAAUUUAUCUUCCACUGAUGACCGGCGUGAAGUUAGGCCAAGACGGCGGAGAAGACGGGCAGGAUUUCGAUCCUCUCAGCCUACUUCAUCUCUGGCCAAUUCAAGUGGAGGAUGCACUGAAAAUGAUAUAGAAGGGAAACGAGAGAACCACGGAAUUUCACCUGGUGUUGUCUGGAGCUCUGAAAUGCUUGUUUGGGGGCGGGGUGGUGCCCGGAGUCACACACGGCAUGGCAUUGCUAGUGGUUGCAACAGUAAGAAUUCUCGGAGCACUCGCAUUUCGAAGUUGGUUGAUUAUCUCCGGAGCUUAGAGGAAAACAAUGAUGAGUUAGAUGUUCAUCUCUUGCUUGUUCCUAAGGAUACAAGUCGUACACCAAAGUUGCAGCAGCCACACCUUUGCUGUCGGCCGAGUUUGUCAGUGAAGCACCUUUGUGAAUAUGUUUCUCACCAGACGUCGUUGAGGGCUGAAGAAGUUGAAUUAUUAGAAGUGCCUCAGAGUUUCAAUCACAUUUCUGAUGAUGAGGAAUUGGAUCCGGAUUCUGUGAUAGAUCCGAUCAAAAAUGACCUGAAAAUUCUGCAAGAAGAAGAAACUUUGGCAGAGGUUAGAGCCAAUAGCAUUUCUUGCAGGGACUAUUUGGUGAGUAGACAUAAGAAGGGUUCUUGUCCAAAAUUUAUAGCACAUACUGUGCAAAUAACAAAAUGCAUUAGCUGGUUGAAUUUUUCUCUUAUUUAACCGGAAGGAACACUCCGACAUACAUCGUUGCAUUACAUUUGAUUGUUUUAAACUGCGCGAAGUAUAUAAUAUGAGUGGGUUUGUUACUCUUUUCAGAUUAUAGCAUACAGGCGGAAGGAGAUUAGUUAGAAAAUUGUGAACUUGCCAAAUGAAUUCGGACGAGAAAAUUGUUAUAUUGGCCGUUGAUAUGCUGUAAAUGUGGUUGAAGAUAUAUAGAUACCGGGAUGCAUUGAUCCCCAGUUGAGACAUUGUUUCCUGUAUUCUUUGUGUUGUAAAACACUUGUUUGUAUUAAUAGUUUAAUUUUGUGUUCACAA